Molecule: messenger RNA, 3847 nt
Organism: Phyllotreta striolata
Lineage: Eukaryota; Metazoa; Arthropoda; Insecta; Coleoptera; Chrysomelidae
Source: the annotation of a GenBank genome assembly
UCCUAAUUCUUCUUUGAGGUCGUAGUUGUCGCUGAAGCGCGUACAAGCCAGCGGGACUGCCAUAAUCACUCGCGUAAAAUCUAAAUUCUACUGUUCGAUCAGUCGGUAGGUAAAGUGCGUACAGAGAUGGUAGGAACAGCGUACGGAGAGAAACUGGGUUGGGGAACCUUCUCUCGCGCAGCGCUCGCUGUCAAGUCAAUUCUUGCACUGACUUAUGCUACCCGUUAUGCACGCCAGGUUAUCGAUAACGCGCAGGACAUCGCUGCUUCCAAGGAUGCCCGCUGUCAAGCAUUGAUCAACUUUCAUUUACACCGUGUAAACCCACUAAAUAUAUGUGAUAUAAACCAAAGCGUUCUUGUUCUUAAAAAUUAAAAACGCCUAUUAUUUUUUACACAUGAAUCUUAUGGGAAUCUUAUGUAAUCUUAGGUCAAAACAAUGUUACAAAAACAGUACGCCCAUGGAGUGACAUUCAUGUACAGAAAACCUGAAAAGUAAGAGUCCACAAAAAAAAACUACAAGUUAAAGAAAGAAGGAGUGUACUAGAGUAAGUAAGUAAAUGUCAUUACAAAAAUGGCGGAUCCUCAAAAAAAUUCAAGUGAUAGCCCUGUUAAGCCAACAAUCAUUCAACCAUCAAUAACAUUGAAUACAGAAGGUCCAGACGAGAAUAUUCCAAAUGAAUCCGAAAAUAAAGUAAAAACUGAUGAAGAACUCACCGAAAGUAACGGUUUUAAAAUAUGCACGCCGGAACUUCGAGCUUCGACAAUCCAACUUCGCAAAUCCACCAUCAUCAAACCGCCUCACUUGAACAAGAACGGUACGACCGCCUUCACCUUAAAACCAAGUCAGCUCGAUCGUUUUUCGAAUUCAUCGAAAGGCAGUGAUAAACCGAAUAGUGAACAAACUGAAAACAGUGAUUCGAGCAUUAACUGUGAAACGCCCAAGUUUGUGCCUUUGGUCGUACCUGAAAAGACAAUCCCAGUGGCGAAUGAGACUCAGAAGAAACUCAAUGACUCCGAAACUAUAGUUAGUAGUUCAUUCGUAUUCGGAGAGAACUUGAAGGAACGAGUGGCUGACGGGACUAGUAUUAGCUCAGAUAGCUCAGAUGCUUCAACUAGUUUGGGUUCAAACGGUACAGCACAAAUGUUGUUCAGUAACGUCAUAAAGGACACGUUAAAAACUAAAGAUGGUAAUUUAAAGGACAAGGAUUCGAAAUCGUUGAGUGAAUCGGCUAGGGAGUACGAGGAGUCCAGGGCUAACAAGAGGAAGUACGAAGAAGUAGAAGUCGUUACAGGAGAGGAGAACGAGACAAACAUACUGAAUGUGUGUUGCAAGUUAUUUUCAUUCAACAAGCAGUCGAGUAAUUGGUUGGAACUGGGACGAGGAACUCUACGAUUGAACGAUUUGAAUGACGACGACGAGUCCGGUCGUAUCAGAAGCAGGCUGGUGUUCAGGAGUUCGGGAAGCUUGAGAGUUAUACUCAAUACAAAAAUUUGGGCUGAGAUGGUGGUUGAAAAGGCGAGUGAAAAGACCGUACGAAUCACUGGAUUAGACGCAAACGGCGAAAUAAAAGUUUUUCUUAUCAUGAGUAAUAUCGAAGAUUCCAACAGACUUUAUUCGCAUUUGCACGCUCGUCUAGAGAGAGAAAUAUCGGCGAAGAAGCGCAAAAAGCCCGAAUCUUCUUCGCCGACGAACGACAAUUGAUUGAUAGUACUAAAGUUGCACAUUUGGGAACUCAAUCCACACUCAGACUGUACAUUGACGUUUUGAAUAAUUCAUACAGAAACAAAAGUAACAGUGAUAACUUGGUUUAAAUAUUUGAUUUUAGGAGUGCUAGUGUCAAUAGUUAAAAGAGAAAAAACAAUAGUUAUGUUUUUAGUAAUAAUAUAAUUGUAAUGACAGUGUAUUUUUAUGCAGAUUCUGGAUGAUUAGAUCAUGAGUUUAAUGCAGGCCGGUGUAUUGGAUAUAUCAAAAUCUCCUAAAAUAUCUAACUGGGAGUUUAAGGGUUGUUUAUAUUUAUAGAAAAAUUGCGAUGAUCCGUUUCAUACACUAGCAUACAUUAAACUGUGUCAAUUUUGGGUUCUAUCUCUUAUUAAUAGAUUUUUUUUGAGUUUAAACACGUCGACUGCCAAGCAAGAAAUCCAAUUCUACUUCAUCUGAUGGGUUUGUAACAAAUACGUCUUUUAAUACAAACUUACUUUUUAUCGAUAGAAAAACACUUUAUGAUCCAGAUUUUACAGACUAACGGGCUUAGCAGUCAACAUGUCAAUUUAGAAGCGUAGAUAAUUCGCUUUAUAUUAUUUUAUUACAUUUCUACGCGAUAUAUAAUGUAUUUUUUCUAAUUCACCAAAUAAUUAUUAACUAUAUGACAGUCAGUUUAAAAGUUAAUUUGUCUGUUUCAUUAAAAAAUGUAGGUUUUAACAAAUAUUAUUAGAAUUUAAUAUACUAUCAAAAUUGCAUGUGACAAAUCUAUAUUUCAAAUCAAUUGUAAAUACUACAUGAUUGCAAAUCAAGGAAGGAUUUUUCCCAUGCAUGAGAAAAGUCUUAUUGAAGUGCAAUGGAACAAUAUUUUUCAUUAUAUAUCCCUCAAAACAGUACAUUUUAUUCAAUGAGAAUAGCAAUAACAAAGCAAAUAUGAGUACUCCUAUAACAAACAUAAGUAUUUUUUUUUUUUCAUUAUCAUAUAGAAAUAUUUGCAAUCACACAACAAACAUUAUUUAAUUUUGAAGAGUAUAUAAUGAAAAAUAAAUUGUCUGUCACAGUAAGUUGUAGAAAAAGAGUGUUUCAAAUUUGCCAAUAAAUUAAAUUCUUUUAUCACUAACUGUUUUGUACAUCGUAAUGCAUUUUGUUCGAUAUUUACUCGACAAAUGGCUGAAUCGAGUUCAUUCCUUUAAUUGAAUUUAAAUUGACGAUAAUUAAAAUAUUAUUUGUUGGUAUAUUUAACAGUUAAAUAUACACUAAAUACCGAUGCCUCGUAAGAUUGACCUAUAAAUGUAAAACAGGUGUUAAACAAUAUAUUUAAUAUAGAGAAUAAUAUACUUACGUUGAAAUUGAAUAACUAAUCACUAUCAAAUUCUUCCACAUCGUCUGGAAUGUGACUUUGAGGAAUGUCCAACUGGAGACCCGCUGUGUUUGGAUUAGCAUCUAUAUCUAUUUGAAUGUUGUUUUGUUCCUUAGGUUUUUUAUCCUCUUCGGUAUCCUUACGAAGUAGGCUCUUUAACUGCAUCCAUUCUACGUCAUUCUGAAUCAUUUCUUUGUCUAUUUUAUUUAACGUUUCUUCUAAAAAUCUUUGUAGAGAUUCGAGCUUUUUGCGCUUUUGUAAUUUAUAAUUCAUUUCCAUUGUUGUUAUAUUUGAAAAACUUAGUACCUAACUUUUUCUUCUUGUUUUUUGUUACUAUAAAAAUACCUUUAACAUCGAGUGUAUUCAGCUCAUUACAAAUAAAAUCUAACAACUACAAACAAACCUAAAGUGUAAUUUCACUUAUUGGACGUAUAAAAUUUACAAUUGUAAUUAAAUUAUUAUUAUAGAUAGGUAUUUGAUAAAUCUAUUAAUGUCCUUAAAUUAGGAAUAAAGUAAAAGUACCUGCAUUUCAAUGAUACCUAAAUUGUUCAGGUUUUAUUACUGCAACCUAGAUUAUGAUCCAUAUUUGUACACUUAUACUUUGAUAAAACAGUCUGUAAGUCCUCAAUUUGUUUUUCCAAAUAUUUUUUCUUCUUUAGCAGAGAUGAAUUAACGUUAUUCAAAUCCUCCAAGGUUUCCAUAAGCUCUAUUUCACGCAAUCUAUCCCUUUCUCGGCUCUUAGCCUUGGCGAUUCUAUUGCGUUUUCGUCGUUCGUCGAUCGUAUUUAAC